Messenger RNA from Arabidopsis lyrata subsp. lyrata, 1653 nucleotides. RefSeq lists its product as uncharacterized. The coding region runs from base 443 to 1366 and encodes 307 amino acids. The transcript has 4 exons. Lineage: Eukaryota; Viridiplantae; Streptophyta; Magnoliopsida; Brassicales; Brassicaceae. The record is from RefSeq and is a predicted model, not a curated record.
GGAUUGAGAGAGAGUAGGAGAGAGAGAGAAAAAGGAGGCUACCAACUGCGAUACACUAUCCCCACAAGCAAACCCCAUCAUCGCCCUUCUUCCACUUCCUUUGUAACUUUCAAUCUCAGGGUUCUUCUGCUCUUGAUUAUGCGAUCGGUUUUCUAAAAAUUGUUUGAUUUUGAAUCCGAUUCUCACUCUCUUUUGGGUUCUUCGUGUUUCACCAGCGACUGAAUCGUAUUGGUUUUGGGGUUUUAUCAUUUAUCGAAUUGUCUUUUUACAUUCAUAUUUUUGCAGCAGAUUUAAGAUUGUGGAUACUUAUUUACAUGCAUAUAUGCAGCUACUAUCAAGUAACAGAUUCCGGGGAAAUGAUUUCUUCCAUCAAGGGUUGCUGAUUAUAGAUACUUAGUUCCUUCCCGAUAAGUUGGAAUAAUCUGUUUCCUUUGCGGAUCUUAUGGCUCUGGAACUACAUGUUUGUGAAAAGCGGCUUCAAGCUAAGACCUUUUGUAGCCAAGAGUUUCAGUUGACUCUCAAUUGGGAUGAUUUAACUUGUCCCAUUUGUUUGGAUUUCCCUCACAAUGGUGUGCUUCUCCAGUGUUCUUCUUACGAAAACGGCUGCCGUGCUUUUGUCUGCAAUACUGAUCACCUUCACUCUAACUGUUUGGAUCGUUUCAUUAGCGCCUGUGGUACUGAUUCACCUCCAGCCCCUGAUGAACCUCGCUCUAAGGUUCUAGAAGAGAGUUGCAAACCCGUUUGUCCACUGUGUAGAGGAGAAGUUACUGGCUGGCUUGUUGUAGAAGAAGCCCGUGUCCGUCUUGAUGAGAAAAAACGUUGCUGUGAGGAAGAAAGAUGCAGGUUUAUGGGUACUUACUUGGAGCUUCGCAAACAUGCUCAGUCAGAGCAUCCGGAUUCUCGUCCUUCAGAAAUUGAUCCAGCACGGAAGCUUGAUUGGGAGAAUUUCCAGCAGUCGUCUGAAAUAAUCGACGUGUUGAGCACAAUUCACUCCGAAGUUCCAAGAGGAGUGGUUUUAGGGGACUAUGUGAUCGAAUAUGGAGAUGAUGACACUGGAGAUGAAUUUGAGGAUGUUCCUAACAAUGAAGGAAACUGGUGGACCUCUUGUAUUCUGUACCAAAUGUUUGACAAUAUAAGGAAUGCCAGGAAUCGAAGAAGAUCAAGAAUGAGCGAGAGCAGGAGAGGGAGUCGCCGCUCUAGCUAUGAAAACUCCAACUCUGAUGACAGCUCAGUAGCAUCCAUAGAGUUCCCGGAGUAUAGAGUAGAUGAGAUCGAUGAUGAGUUCAUCAGCACAAGUGGAGCUAACAGAAGUAGCUCUAUGCACCAAAGUUCAAGAAGGCGUCGAACCCGCUUCUAUGAAAAUUAGUCAGCUGGAAAAUGAAGCGAAGCGAAUGAAGCAGACCAACCUAUUCGUAGCCAGUGUUCUUGGUUUUGGACCUCUCUCUCUUCUUUUUCCUUCUACACAUAAAUUUAUUUUAGGUUUGUCUUGUGACAUUACUCGCAGCCACAGCCUUUGUACAAAAACAAAACUAAAAGCCUUUUUGGGAUAUUGUAGUACCCUUUGUCGUGGUCUCUUCUUUGUUUUACAUGCAUCUCUGAACAAUGUAGAUAUUGAGAGUAAAUCAGAAGUCAACGUUCGUGUAGCAAUUUUAA